Calidris pugnax (ruff) is the source of this 845-nucleotide messenger RNA. RefSeq names its product scale keratin-like. NCBI's taxonomy places the organism in Eukaryota, Metazoa, Chordata, Aves, Charadriiformes, Scolopacidae. The transcript is spliced from 3 exons. Bases 1 to 429 code for a protein of 142 amino acids. The record is from RefSeq and is a predicted model, not a curated record.
AUGCAGGUAAACCUGAAACACACAGCCAGAAGCCAGGUGAACUUGAUUUACCUCCAUCGCAGAAAGAUGACUUUCCUCCAAGGCCAGUGCGAGGAUGACUGCUAUUCUCCCUGCAAUUACGGGGGCCUGUAUGGCUACCGAGGAGGCUACGACUGUGGGAGCCCUUGUGGCUACCGGGGCUAUGGGGGCCUCUACGGCUACCGGGGCCUUUACGGCUUCGGGGACCGGUACGGCUAUGGUGGACUGUACGGUUACCGGGGCAUUUAUGGCUCUGGGGACUGCUACGGUUAUGGGGGCCUGUAUGGUGGCUAUAGGGGCUUCUAUGGCUCUGGGGACUGCUAUGGCUACCCAGGCUUUUACUCUGGACGCUACCCCUUCAGUUCACGAUACGGCCAAAGGUUCGGCUACGGGAGCUGCUACCCCUGCUAAACCCAGUGAGAACAUCCCUGAAGUGAAGAUCAACCCUGGCCUGGCGAGCACGGAUUGACGGGGAACCUCGGCAGCAGCGGUCCCUGAUGUGCAAGAGCCCUGGUGACAGCAGCCACCUCCCAUCGAGGUGUUGAGUGCUCUGCGCUGCUCUUGAAGUGCUUGCAGUGAUUUGUCUUUACUCUGCCCAUGUGUCUGCUUCCUCUCUUGCCACCGGAACUCUCCUCUUGAUCAAAAGCUUGCUUGUUGGUACUGCAGUUCUUUGCAAGCUGGCUUUUAUGUUUGUUGCAACAACGUACAAAACAUUAAGUCUGAAUGGUGUAGGUGGGGUGUAAUGUGUCUUUUGGAAUGUAGUCUUUCAGUUCUGUAUGCUUCUAAAAGUAUAUCUGCCUUUCACUCAUUAAAAAAAUAUGCUGCAU